AUGGCAGAAGAUGAAAGCAGAACGCUUGAAGUAACACCAACAUGGGCAGUGGCUACUGUCACUUUCAGUUUAAUCGCAGUUUCAAUUCUCAUCGAGCAUGUUCUCCAUCUAUUAGCAAAGUACUUCAACAAGAAACGAAGGAAACCUUUGAUCAAAGCACUUGACCGGAUUAAAUCAGAGAUGAUGAGAUUAGGAUUCUUAUCGUUGUUGCUGAUUGUGUGUGAGGAGUCUGUCGCUAAUAUCUGUAUCCCAAAGAGCGCUGGAAAAAACUUUCUACCUUGUAAAGAUAAUGAAUCUGAUGCCGAAGAGGCAGCCAAAUGUGCAGAUCAGGGGAAGAUAUCUUUGAUUUCAAGAAAUGGAGUACAACAACUUCAGUUCUUAAUAUCGAUUCUGGCAAUCUCCCAUGUCAUUUCUAGCAUCCUAACAUUCAGUCUUGGUAUGCUUAAGAUGAGAAAUUGGGAGGCUUGGGAGGAAAUAACAAGAACAUUGGAAUACAAAUAUUCAAACGAUCCACGAAGGUUCCGAUUUGUUCAUCAAACAUCAUUUGGAAAGCGACAUCUAAGGUUUUGGAGCGGACUCAGGUUGUUUCGUUUGCCGGCUAGUUUUCUUCGACAGUUCUAUGGAUCUGUCUCCAAAGUGGAUUAUUUCAUCCUUCGACAUGGAUUCAUUAUGGCUCAUUUUGAUGAAGAAACCACUUUUGAUUUCCAGAAGUACUUGCGAAGAGCAUUAGAAAAAGAUUUUGGCGUAGUUGUAGGAGUAAGCCCUUGGAUUUGGGUUUUCUCAAUGCUGUUCAUUUUCUUGAGUACUGAUGAAUUUAAAUACUCUUAUUGGCUUCCUUUGAUGCCUUUAGUGGUAUUGUUGGUGGUUGGGACAAAAGUCCAAGGCAUUGUAACAAAGUUGUGCUUGGAUAGAAAUGAUAAAUCCCUUGUUAUUAAAGGAACUUUAGUGAUUAAGCCCAAUAAUAACUUCUUCUGGUUUAAAACUCCAAAACUACUUCUCCAUCUUAUUCACUUCACUUUAGUUCAGAAUUCUUUUCAAUUGGCAUUCUUUGUUUGGACUUGGCAUAAAUUUGGACUGAAGUCAUGCUUCCAUCGAGAAACUUCGGGAAUUGUCAUACAUAUUGGUAGUGGGGUUGUGGUUCAGUUGCUUUGUGGGUAUGUAACGUUGCCACUUUAUGCAUUGGUUACUCAGAUGGGAACAUCAAUGAGGAAAGCUCAUGUUUUCCCACAGGAAGUGAUACGAGGACUCCAAAGAUGGCAAAAGAAAGCAAAGGCAAACAUAGCUCAAAGAGACAAGACUUCCUUUAAGUCUUCAACUGCCAUUGGUGGUUCCUUAUCACUGGGGUUCUAUGGAGAAUUUGAUGAAAUCACAGUAGUGGAUGAAGAUGAUGAGGAUGUUUCCAUGGAGAUCCAACCUGAUAGUUUUCAUUUUAGCCAUCAUUCACAAUGA
This is a messenger RNA of Lactuca virosa, 1449 nucleotides long. The record is from the annotation of a GenBank genome assembly. NCBI's taxonomy places the organism in Eukaryota, Viridiplantae, Streptophyta, Magnoliopsida, Asterales, Asteraceae.